UGUCCCUAAUGAUGCAAACAAUAAUGAUUAGAAUGUCAUUGCAUUUUCUUUCAGCAUUGCUUGGUGUCCUUACUAUUCUGGUUUUGAUACAAGCUCAGGAUCAAUCAGGAUUCAUUAGCUUGGAUUGUGGUCUACCUGAAGAUGUGAGCUAUUCUGCAUUGAAGACAGGCAUAAAUUACAUUUCAGAUUCCAAAUUUAUAGAUACUGGUGUAAGUAAAAGGUUAGGCAAUUCUGAAAAGCUUAGUGAAAAGCUACUAGAAUAUGUGAGGAGCUUUCCUAGUGGGGUGAGAAAUUGUUACAGAAUAAAUGUAACAAGUGGUACUAAAUAUUUAAUCAGAGCUACUUUCUAUUAUGGAAACUAUGAUAAUCUAAAUCAGCCACCACAAUUUGAUCUUCAUCUUGGAGCUAAUGUGUGGGAUACAGUGAAGUUCACAAAUUUAUCAGUCAUUAAAACCAGUGAGAUGAUUUACACUCCAUCACUAGAUUACAUACAACUAUGUCUUGUUAACACUGGCAAAGGGACACCAUUCAUUUCAGCUAUAGAAUUGAGAACUUUAAACAAUGAUACUUAUGUCACGCGCUCAGCUGAAUCAGUAUUAUUAGAAUUCUUACGAUUGGGUUUAAGUCCCAAUUCCAUCACAAACUUAGAAUACAGGUACAAAGAUGAUGUUUACGAUCGCCUCUGGUUUACUUUUCAACCACAUGCUAUGAAACAAUUAAGCGCGUCACUUAACAAUGAUGGUCUAUUACUUGAAAAUAAUUAUAAACCACCAGCAAUUGUGAUGAGCACUGCUGCUACACCAGUAAAUGUCAGUGCCCCUUUAGAAUUAGAAUGGGAAGCAGAUAAUGUAAAUGACCAAUACUACCUCUACCUGCACUUUAAUGAGGUAGAAGAGUUAGCAGCAAAUGAAACUAGAGCUUUCAAUAUCACAAUAAAUGGAGAGUUUUUGUAUGGACCUAUGACACCUAGAUACCGGUCAGCAGAUACCAUAUUAACUACAACACCUUUAACCGGAGCAGCAAGGUAUCAAGUUUCCCUUUCUAAGACAAAGAAUUCAACACUUCCACCCAUCCUCAAUGCUAUUGAGGUUUAUAAAGUAAAAGACUUCUCACAAUCAGAAACUCAACAGGAUGAUGUUGAUGCUAUAAAAAAUAUCAAGAAUGCUUAUGGGGUGGCUAGAAAUUGGCAAGGAGAUCCAUGUGGUCCUUUGAAGUAUAUGUGGGAAGGCCUAAACUGUAGUAUUGAUGGCUAUGAUCCCCCUAGAAUCACAUCUUUGAAUUUGUCUUCAAGUGGAUUGAUAGGGCAAAUAGAAUCUUCCAUAUCAAAGCUCACUAUGUUACAGUACUUGGAUUUAUCAAACAAUAGCUUAAAUGGUCCCUUACCUGAUUUUCUGAUACAACUGCAUUCACUAAAAGUCUUAAAUGUAGGGAAGAACAAACUUACCGGGUUAGUUCCAAGUGGACUGCUUGAGAGAUCAAAAACUAAAUCACUGUCACUUAGCAUGGAUGAUAACUCUGGUCUUUGUACGACGAAAUCCUGCAGAAAGAAGAGUUCGCAUGUACCACUGAUUGCUUCGAUUUCAGCAAUAAUUGUUGCAAUCCUCUUGAUUUCUCUUGGAUUUUGGAUAUUCAGAAGACAUAAAGGUAUUUUAAUUAUGAUAUCAAUUUUUACUUUUUUUCUUCCUUGUCCAUGUUCUUAUUCACAUUCUUGCAUAUCUUUUAUCACUACUGCAGUUACGUCUACAAAUUCUAUGAAAAGAGGUUCACUGAUACCAAAACAGCAUGCAUUCAGUUACACUGAAAUUCUCAAUAUUACUGAUAACUUCAAAACUAUUAUUGGAGAAGGAGGAUUUGGAGAAGUUUACUUUGGCACGCUACAAAAUCAAACUCAAGUCGCUGUUAAGAGGCUUUCACCAUCAUCAGUGCAAGGUUACAAGGAAUUUCAAUCAGAGGCACAACUUCUAAUGAUUGUUCAUCAUAGAAAUUUGGUCCCUCUCAUUGGAUAUUGUGAUGAAGAUGAAAUCAAAGCAUUGCUUUAUGAAUACAUGGCCAAUGGAAAUCUCCACCAACACUUGUUAGUGGAAAAUACAAAUAUCUUAAAAUGGAAUGAGAGACUUAACAUUGCAGUUGAUGCCGCAAACGGAUUGGAUUAUCUGCACAAUGGAUGUAAACCACCUAUUAUUCAUAGAGACUUGAAACCUUCAAACAUAUUACUAGAUGAAAACAUGCAUGCCAAGAUUGCUGAUUUUGGUAUAAGUAGAACUUUUGUUAAUGAUAUUGAUUCUCAUAUAUCCACCUGCCCUGCCGGUACAUUUGGUUACGUUGAUCCUGAAGUUCAGAGAACAGGAAACACAAAUAAAAAGAAUGAUGUGUACAGCUUUGGAAUAGUUCUAUUUGUGUUGAUCACCGGUCGUCAAGCAAUAGUAAGAGCAGGUGGAGAAAACAUUAACAUACUUGAAUGGGUUAUUCCCAUAAUUGAAAGAGGAGAUAUUCAAAAUGUUGUUGAUCCAAAGUUGGAGGGUGAAUUUAGCAUCAAUUCAGCAUGGAAAGUUGUAGAGAUUGCUAUGUCAUGCAUUUCGCCAAAUGCAGUUGAAAGACCAGACAUGAGCCUAAUAUUAGCAGAGUUAAAAGAAUGUCUAUCUUUGGAUAUGGUUCAGAGAAACUAUGGAAACACAAGAGCUAUAGAUGAAUUGGUUUCUUUUGCUACUGUAUCUGAAACCGCUUUAUUAGCCAGAUAACCACCAUUUAUAAUGAUAUGUUUAUCCUGUAUAGGAAUAAAAGAAUUAGUGUGUCAACUACUAUUGUAUGAGUGAUGCUUAUGGAAUCUCUAUUUUUUUCCUAAGCUAUCAGAAAGAAUAAUUUGCAUGAAAAAAUAAAUAAAUUGCUUAGUGCACUUGCUCUUUGAAAA
Trifolium pratense (red clover) is the source of this 2908-nucleotide messenger RNA. RefSeq names its product probable LRR receptor-like serine/threonine-protein kinase At1g05700. The coding region runs from base 9 to 2738 and encodes 909 amino acids. Gene Ontology annotation, biological process: protein phosphorylation. The transcript has 12 exons. The record is from RefSeq and is a predicted model, not a curated record. Lineage: Eukaryota; Viridiplantae; Streptophyta; Magnoliopsida; Fabales; Fabaceae. Gene Ontology annotation, molecular function: protein kinase activity; protein binding; ATP binding.